Molecule: messenger RNA, 2155 nt
Organism: Chelmon rostratus (copperband butterflyfish)
Lineage: Eukaryota; Metazoa; Chordata; Actinopteri; Chaetodontiformes; Chaetodontidae
Gene: znf622
Product: zinc finger protein 622
Exons: 7
Coding region: 256-1665 (469 amino acids)
Biological process (GO): ribosomal large subunit biogenesis
Cellular component (GO): preribosome, large subunit precursor
Molecular function (GO): zinc ion binding; nucleic acid binding
Source: RefSeq, a predicted model, not a curated record
AAAAAUAUAAACUGGCUUUUGAGAGUAGAAUUAUUUUUUUAAACUGUCAUACACAUCCGUAGCAGUAGGUGGCAUCCAGAGCUAUAAGCUAUAGCUGGUUGGCAGCGGCCAAAAACCACGAAGAAGAAACCAGGAAGUUAACCUCGUGUGCUGGUGGUGUGGUUUUUUUUAUACGACAGUGUGAGACGGGGCGCUUUACCAAAAAAGAGAUUUAAUACGCAUUUUUGGAGGAGUCACCUCAUUGAACAAGUUUCCAUGGCCUCCUAUACCUGCAUCAGCUGCCGAGUGGCUUUUGCAGAUGGCGAGGUGCAGCGAGCUCACUACAAAACCGACUGGCACCGCUACAACCUGAAGCGCAAGGUGGCCGACAUGCCACCGGUCACUGCCGAAAACUUCCAGGAGCGCGUGCUGGCACAGCGGGCAGCCGCUGAACAGCAGCUGAACGAUGCAGCGGCCAUGGAGGGCUGCGCUGUCUGCAGCAAGAAGUUCUCCACCACCAAUGCCUACCAGAACCACCUGCAGUCCCACAAACACCAGCAGGCAGAGAAGCAGGCCCUGCUUGCCGCCCAGAGGAAGGUGGAGAAAAUGAACGAGAAGAACCUGGAGAAGGGACUCGGCGACGAGAAGGUGGAUCACGACGCCAGGAACGAGGCCCUGCAGCAGGCCUUGAAAGAGCAGCAGAGGUCGAGCCCGGCAAAGCAAGGAACAGCCCAGACAUCAGAAGUAGCAACGAGGCAGAGGACGAAGAAGCUGGAGAAACCUCCCAGGAUGAUGUGGCUGGAGGAGCAGGCCAAGAGGCGAGAGAGAGAAGAGGGAGCCACAGCUGGGGAAGAGGAUUGGGAGGACGUUGAGGAGGAGGAAGAGGAUGAUGAUGAAGAAAUGGAGGAGGAUGAAGAGGAGACGAUGGAUCAAGAGGAAGGAGACUCAGCGGCUCCGUCUGACCCCCAGCCCGCUGCUCUGCCGGGCUCCAUCCCCGUCACUGACUGCCUGUUCUGCUCCCACCACUCCAAGUCACUCAUGAAGAACGUCGCACACAUGACCAAAGUCCACAGCUUCUUCAUCCCAGACGUGGAGUUCCUCGUCGACCUCAAGGGCCUCAUCCGCUACCUCGGAGAGAAAGUCGGCGCUGGGAACGUGUGUUUGUGGUGUAACGAGAAGGGCCGCUCGUUCUACUCGGCAGAAGCAGUACAGAGUCACAUGACAGACAAAAGCCAUUGUAAACUUUUCACAGAGGGCGACGCCGCCCUUGAGUUUGCAGACUUUUACGACUUCAGGAGCAGCUACCCAGACCGGAAGGAGGAAGAGGAUGCUGAAAUGGACGAAGAAGAUCUGCCCGACGACAAGACCCUGGAGUACGAUGACGAAACGCUGGAGCUGACGCUCCCUUCAGGCGCUAAGAUCGGCCACCGCUCCCUCAUGAGGUACUACAAACAGCGGUUCGGAGCUCAGAGAGCGGUGGCACUGACCCACAAUAAGAACGCUGUCGGCAGAGUCCUCCGGCAGUACAGAGCUCUGGGCUGGGGAGGAGAUGGAGGCAACAGCUUCCAUCAGAAGCAGAGAGACAUGCAGUACGUACAGAUGAUGAAGUCUAAAUGGAUGCUGAAGAUGGGCAUGAGCCACAACGCCACCAAGCAGAAGCACUUCAGAGUCCAGGUCAUGUUCUAAAGCGGGCCUGGAGGGAACCGAGCGCGGUGCGAAAUGUGACGUGAACUGGUGGGAGAUCUUUGCUAAACGCUGGUCGGCAGGAACAGAUAUCAGACAUGUCCACCUCGGCGGACUGCGUCAGUAAUGCUGUAUUGUGUGUAAAGUAAAUGCAGCCGAAACAUUGACGUGAUGAAAUCUUUACCAGCUUCUUGAAAUGUUUCCUACGAGGAAACCACCGCAGGACUCCAGGUCGAAGUUCUGCAGGCUCAUCGACUUCACCGCAAAAACAUCCAAUUAGGUGGAGAUCAAGGGCAUGAAUCAUAUCUCUAAAGUUAUUUGGAAACUCUAUGGAUCCUGUAAAGGCUACAGUAGAUCAAUAAUGAAAAGGUGGUUUUAUUAUUUUGCAGUCUAAUCAGUUACUAUUGUUUUAAACUAAUGACAGGAUUACAUGUUUAUGAUUCAAUGUGCUGAUAAUACAUCAACCAAAUAAAUGUGCUUCAUAUUUAUGGGA